This is a messenger RNA of Rhizophagus irregularis DAOM 181602=DAOM 197198, 1074 nucleotides long. RefSeq lists its product as uncharacterized. Lineage: Eukaryota; Fungi; Glomeromycota; Glomeromycetes; Glomerales; Glomeraceae. The record is from RefSeq and is a predicted model, not a curated record. Gene Ontology annotation, cellular component: cytosol.
AUGGCUCAAGAUUCUACUUCUCCCGUCAAAACCACUAAAGCUCUUGAUGAUUAUGUUCUAUUAGGUCAUAGUGGAUUGAGAGUUUCUCCAUUAUGUCUUGGUGCUUUGACUUUUGGAGAACAACGGGGAUUAGGUGCUAAUAAAGAAGAAUCGAAAAAAGUUUUUGACCUUUAUUAUGAAAAAGGUGGAAAUUUUAUUGAUACCGCUUGCAGUUAUAAUCUUGGUGAAGUAAUUAAUAAUACUACUGUGCAAAAGGAAAGGAGAUUCAAUCCGAAUUUCGGAGGAAAUCAUCGAAAGAGUCUUGUAGAAAAUUUAGAUGGUAGCUUAAAACGACUGAACAUGAGUUACGUUGAUAUUUUAUAUGUUCAUGUUUACGAGUAUCGAACUCCGAUUGAAGAAUUUAUGAGAUCAUUAGAUGACGUAGUUCGAAGCGGAAAGGUUUUGUACGUUGCCGUGAGUGAUAUUCCAUCUUGGGCACUCUCUCGUGCAAACACUAUGGCUGAAUUACGUGGAUGGAGUCCUUUUAUUGGACUUCAAACGCGUUAUAAUUUGUUGGAUCGUUCGUUAGAAUUCGACCUACAACCUGCCUGCGCUGAACUUGGUGUUGGAAUUCUUCCAUGGAGUAUCGUUGCAGAUGGUUUUCUUACCGGAAAAUAUAAGAGAGAAACAAAUAUUAAUUUAAAAUCCGAUUAUCGCAAUCGAUCAAUUAUAAAUUAUUCAAAGGACGAAAAAAAUUGGCAAAUUUUAGAUGAAGUUAUUGCUAUUUCAAAAGAGAUUAAUCGAUCUCCCGUUCAGAUUGCUUUGAAUUGGAUUCAACAAAAACCCGGUAUUACUUCUCCUCUAAUUGGUGCUAGAACUGUUGCUCAACUCGAAGAAAAUCUUAAAUCACUUGAAUUCAAAUUGACACCUGAACAAAUGAAAAGACUUGAUGAUGUUUCUCAACCAACUGGACGUGAAGUUCCAUUUCCUUAUUCAAUAACUGACUCAUUUGAUGUUUUUAUUGGAAAAAACAUACAAGUGCCAAAUAAAUUUGCACCUAUUGCGACUACAUAUAAUUAUGGAAGAUUAUAUUAA